CCUUGGGGGGCAGAGGUUGCUAACUAAAAUCCUCCGCAUUCGCGAAUAAUCGAGCUACUGUCAAUGUUGCGAUGGAAAAGGCCGGUGCAAUUGUAAGAACAUAGAGCGAAUGUUCACAUUGUCACUCGCGUCCUCGUUCCUACCAUCGCGGUACGCGCACCAGCUACCCACCUCGCGCCUCAAAACCGGUGUACCUGAACCUGUGGGUUAGGCUCGUGCCUGGCCAAUCCAGCUUCAUGCGAUGGCCAUGUUUCGCUACCUCACUGUUCAGAAAGUCAGUCUACUCGUCCUGGUUAAGCUAUACUGUCAGUCCGUUCUUCCAUCGUCCGCUACUAUCCCCAUUCUCUCCUUCAUCCUCUCGCACACGAUCGCUCGUGUCCCCUCUUCUGCGCGUUCGCAUUCCGAGGCCAGCCAGGAUGCAUCUCUGCCAAUUCACGCCUUCGAAGAAGUUCUCCAGUCACAGGCAUCUAGCAUGCCCGGUCGGACUCUCCUGGAUGUCUUCCUCAAGGACCUGUGGGCAAUCAGUUCGCUAGACGCCCUCCAUGACCUCUUCAAUAGUCUAGACAGUCUCUUUGAGAGAGACGGGCCCGCGGGCGAGUCUGAAGUUCAUGAGCGCCCCGAGGACCGGAUCGUUCUUCACAAGAUUUCGCCACUGGGGACAUUUGUCAGAAGAAUGAGGUUGGAAUUCACCAGGUUGCAGUUUGAUGAUGCCAUGAAACUUUGGUCAGCCUUUCUUAUAUACCGGGCACCCACUGCACAAUGGACGAGACGGAUUGCGGGUCUUGCUUCAUCUGGAGUAGACGUGAACAUAUCCACCUUUGAUCUGGGGCCCGGCGAUGAGCUCUUCCAAGUCGCAUAUGGACAACUCGAUGCAGAAGAUGAAGUAAUACAUGCAAUUAGCACGCACGAUCUUGAGCGCGUGUUAGAGUUCCAGUUGGACCGGCUGCAGAGGCUUGGUUGCCGUGUGCCUGAUGAUAUGAGGGCACAACUCCGCUCUCUAUUAGAAUCCACAGGCUCGGUUGUACGACAAUCGCACCUGGUCAACUUUUUUGAUGCCUGGAGAGCAGGUGACUACACCUCUGCCUUCGACAAUAUCCAUCGAUACUACGAUCUUGCAAUGCUGACUCGGGAGAGGAUGGAGUAUCAGUAUGCCCUGCUUCACAUGGCAAUACUCCAGGCAGAGUUUGGCUCCUUUACUGAGGCUGUCGCCGCGAUCAACGAGACCAUUGUGACGGCAAGGGAGAAUCAGGAUAUGACAUGCCUCAAUUUCAGCUUGAGCUGGCUGCAGCAUUUGAAUAAUGCCUGUCCGGAGCAAAUGAAGCGCGCCGGGUAUAAAGGCUUGUUAGGUUCGGAGCGGGACGCUUUUGCGUUUCUGAAAAUGAAGUCGAGGGAAACCGGAAUGUAUAAUCUACUGAGUGCCACAUUGUUGAAUGAGUCGAAGCGAUGCAUGGCAACGGGUGAAUCCGUCCCUCGGGCUUUUGAGCAGCUAUAUCAAGCUGCUCAUCUGAACACAAGAGAGAGCAUAGACAAUCACGGGGGACACAUGCUCCUGCAGUCCACUCUUUAUUCCAGGCUUGGGCUUUCAGACCUCUCCCGUACAUAUUGCCAGCUACUCCUUGAUUGCUACGGUCACAGCUCCCCCAACGACGAGCGCAUUCGAGCCAGAUGCAGGUGUGCUUUCAACGCCAUGCACAGUGGACGCUACGACGAUGCCCUACAACUGCUGGAGGCAAGCGAAGCGUUCAACCAUCGCACCUUGAAGUUUCAGCAGUACAUCUACUUCUGUACAGGACUAAUAAAGCUGAAACAAGCCAUUCGCCGGGCUGAUUGGGCCGCAUGUGAAAGCCUGUUUUCCGCACUGGACUCAGACUCAUGCAAUGACCCCGAAAUCUCCUUUCUCCUGUUCGAAACUCGCAUCGAUUAUCUUAUAUGCCACGGCGACUUCUCACAAGCUUUCAAACUCGUAGAGCAGCGGGCGCUUGCCUUACGGGAGCACGACGCAGACGUCCUGCAGCGUCUCGGAUUACUGCUUAUGAAAGCCACCUUGUUUUCUACAGUCAGGAAACCGGAAGGGGGCUUCAGCGUUGCACUACGAGCGGCAAGUAUUGCCUUCAGGACCCGCUUGAUGCCCGCUCUGUGGAGUGCAACCGGCCUGCUUGCCAAUAUUCUGAAUACCCUGGGGGACUUUGAGGCUGCUUCGCGGAUGCUUCAUGCUGUGAUUCCCCAAGCCCUGGAGAACAACGAACCCUUGUCCUGCGGUAUCUUAUAUUCAUACCUUGCAGAUUCGUAUGUCGGCCUUGCCGGCUGUGCGGGUCCUGCAAUGUCGACUGGAAAUCGUUCCCGCAUCACGCAAAUGAGCCGCGCCGGCUUAUACAUCGACAAGGCUCUGAAUUGCUUCAAGGAGGUCAAGGACGUUCAUGGGGAAUGCGAGCAAAUCAUGAAGAAAGCGCUGCUUGCAAAGUUUCGCGGAGACGAGAAACUGGCAGAAGAGUGGGCGCAGAAUCACAACCGUGUUUGGGAUCAUACAAUACACAAUGUCGAGCAAUGAACCGGAAGGAGUUAUUUGAUGGACACAUUGGAGCAGUUACUAUGCCACGAUAUCUAUAUGACAAAUGAAAUGGUAACGCGGUUUCGAUAGCUUAUCUUAAGGCUCGAUGGU
This is a messenger RNA of Westerdykella ornata, 2659 nucleotides long. RefSeq lists its product as uncharacterized. The record is from RefSeq and is a predicted model, not a curated record. Bases 242 to 2548 code for a protein of 768 amino acids. The transcript is spliced from 7 exons. Lineage: Eukaryota; Fungi; Ascomycota; Dothideomycetes; Pleosporales; Sporormiaceae. Gene Ontology annotation, biological process: positive regulation of mitotic metaphase/anaphase transition; protein K11-linked ubiquitination; anaphase-promoting complex-dependent catabolic process. Gene Ontology annotation, molecular function: protein binding. Gene Ontology annotation, cellular component: anaphase-promoting complex.